GCAGCUGAAUGUCUGCUUGUUGUGAUCUGUGUAUUGUUGCUGCUACUAUCUCUCUUUUGCUGGCUGGAAUGGACGAGGGAGGGCUUUGGGAAUUUCUCUGAUAUAGAUCGGGGCAUCGGGGCUAGUCCGAUGGCUUUCUUUCCUUUUCUUUGCCGGAGGUCAACUGAUGUGAGAGAGCCGGAUAGAAGAAAUUCGAACACAUGGAGGGUUUUCUCUCUGAAGGAGCUGCAUUCAGCGACGAACAGAUUUAAUUACGACAACAAGCUGGGUGAAGGAGGGUUUGGAAGUGUCUAUUGGGGCCAACUCUGGGAUGGAUCUCAGAUUGCUGUUAAAAGGUUGAAAGUGUGGAGCAAUAAAGCUGAAAUGGAAUUUGCUUCAGAGGUGGAGAUUUUGGGAAGAGUGAGACACAAAAACCUUCUGUGCUUGCGUGGUUAUUGUGCUGAAGGGCAGGAGCGCUUGAUAGUUUAUGACUACAUGCCAAAUCUAAGUUUGAUGUCACAUCUUUACGGGGAGCAUUCAGCUGAAAACCUUCUUGACUGGAGCAGGCGCAUGAAUAUUGCUAUAGGGUCAGCUGAGGGUAUCGCUUACCUUCACCACCAUGCAACACCACAUAUAAUCCAUAGAGACAUUAAAGCAAGUAAUUUUCUACUGGAUUCUGGUUUCCAGGUUCGGGUUGCAGAUUUUGGAUUUGCAAAGCUCAUUCCUGAAGGUGCAACCCAUGUUACCACAAGAGUUAAAGGUACCCUUGGCUAUCUUGCUCCCGAAUAUGCUAUGUUUGGUAAAGCCUCGGAGAGCUGUGAUGUGUACAGCUUUGGAAUACUACUACUAGAGCUUGCUAGUGGGAAAAAACCAUUAGAGAAGUUGAGCUCAACUUGGAAGCGAUCCAUCUCAGAAUGGGCACUUCCGCUCGCUCGAGAGAGGAGAUUCCAAGAAAUGGCGGAUCCGAAGCUCAAGGGGGACUACGUCGAAGCCGAAUUUAAAAGGAUGGUUCUUGUUGCGCUAGUUUGUGCUCGUGGAACACCUGAAAAGAGACCUACAAUGCUUGAAGUGGUGAGCUUGCUGAAAGGGGAAGCCAAUGAGAAACUAGCAAUUCUGGAGAAUGAUGAUAUAUUCAGGCCGGAUAGAAUUGGCACUAGCAGCAGAUUUGUAGUUGCUGGCAAUGAUUCAAACUGUAUAAUUGAGGAGAAAGAGGGAAUGGGGAAAUGAAACAGGAUUUGCUCGGUGAAGUUUCACAAUAUACAAGUAAGGAAGAAGAAAUCCGGAGGAGCAAAAUGGCUAGUGUCAUCAAUGGUGGAUUCUUUGUGCAUUUUUACCGUUAGGGAGCAGAUUCACCUUAUAUUAUCUGCAUUGUUUAGUGUUUUGGCUUUGUGUCUUUUGGCUUGUUUUAUUUCUUGUAUUGAAACCCUCCGGGGCUUAUAUCUCUUUCUUUUUCUGUUUUGAAAGAAGAGAAAAGUAUACUCCUCUGAACAUCUGGUUCCUGCAUGUUGGGAUUUUUUUUCCUGAUUAGUGGUAUACUCUUCUUUGUGGAUAUUUUUCAAGAAUACAAUUUUUUUUUUCUUUGGUCCGUUGCCAUUGUAAAACUAUAUUACAGUUGAAUGCUAAAGUUUUCUUGUGUGUGAUA
Molecule: messenger RNA, 1621 nt
Organism: Dendrobium catenatum
Lineage: Eukaryota; Viridiplantae; Streptophyta; Magnoliopsida; Asparagales; Orchidaceae
Product: PTI1-like tyrosine-protein kinase At3g15890
Exons: 4
Coding region: 130-1206 (358 amino acids)
Biological process (GO): protein phosphorylation
Cellular component (GO): plasma membrane
Molecular function (GO): protein kinase activity; ATP binding
Source: RefSeq, a predicted model, not a curated record